AUGGGGUAUUUACUGGUCGACAAUCUUCACAAGCAGACACCCGAGGAACCGUCACGAACGCAGGACUAUUACAGUUAUGUCACCUUCAUUCUUCUUUUCGCUCGGGGCGUUAUAAUCGGUGGAUUGCAGCGUUUCGGAACCGUUCAGUUGUUUUCGCUCAUGGCUUGUGAGGUCAUUCAACUGGGUUUCCUUGCUUGGGUUGGCGCGACAUCUGAGCUGCUUUCUAAACCAGUCUUGAUCGCUGGCGCGCGACUUUCAGUGCUUCUUCUCUGUUUGGGAAUGAUUCCUGAUUUGUGGACUCAUAUUGCUGCGAGUGCGCUUGGUUAUGUUUUGCUAGCAUUCCAUGCUCUGUUCUUGGUUGGCAUGUUUCUCGUCCCCUCAGCCUACGAGUCUACCCGUCUCGGCGUCACUUGUUACAAUGAAUGGCAGACUCCUCAACAAACUGCUGGCGACUCUUCGCUCGAGCGACCUCAGACGCCCAACGACAAGAACAGACUUGACGAGCCAAAGCAUCAUGAAUCACGACAGAAGCAGCAGCCUCUCAAGCUCAGCAAACUCCUCCUCCGACUCCGCCAACAGAUCCUCCCGUGGUUCAGAACCCGUAUCCCCCGAACUCCUUCGCACAUACUUCCGCUCUCCCCGCCCCGAGCGAUCCGUAUCAAGCCUCUCUGGCAGAAGUCAAUUCGACUCACCACGUGCAUCACGCUCUUCACCACGCCACCAACAAUUCCCAUCUUUUGA
This is a messenger RNA of Fusarium musae, 741 nucleotides long. RefSeq lists its product as uncharacterized. The record is from RefSeq and is a predicted model, not a curated record. The transcript has 2 exons. Lineage: Eukaryota; Fungi; Ascomycota; Sordariomycetes; Hypocreales; Nectriaceae. Gene Ontology annotation, biological process: transmembrane transport. The coding region runs from base 1 to 741 and encodes 246 amino acids.